UGUACAAAACCUUUAUUUAGUAAAAAUUAAGCUUCAAUAAGAUGUAUGUAUGCUAUUAUUAUUUUGAGGGAAUGUGUUGUAAAACGAAGUAGGCGAGUCGCAAUCUGCGGCGCAAAAAAAUUUCAAGGAAAGUUAUUUUCAAUUUAAUUUCAGACAUGGCUAGCAGGUUAUUUUAUAAGCAUUAUUUUAAAACACAAAGAAAAAAAAUUGCAUUUUGUAAAUUUCAUUUUAAAAUUUAGAUCAAAUAAUAUGACAUAAAUACACACCGUCGAGUACUUUUUGACUGCCUCUUCCGGGAAAAUUCCAUACUGUACGAGAGUGUCGACAAUCCUUUCAAGAUUAACUGGACUUGUUGAGGCCACCAGUUUAUCGAAGUUUGUGUUUAUAAUCUCCUUGUCUUCCUCCAGCAUGCCAUUGUUUUGAUCCAUCGUAAUUUUACUCUUGGUGUUACUUAUCCCCGCGAGUGCCGAGUUCUUUAUCCAGCAAAGAUAAGACUUGUCUUCUCCAUUUGUUUACUCCCGUCAGUUAUUUCAGAACAUAUGCAACCACCAACACAAGGAGCACCAACAUCAACAAAACGAUUGAAGCGCCAUCAUUUGCUGCGUAUUUGGACAAUGCGGAAAAAUAAGGAAAUUCUAACAAUUUCUGUUUGCUUGUUUUUGACGCUAGCUUCAUCAUGGUACAAAGGGGGCGUGGUUUGUGAUUGUCACGAGCUAUCUGGUCUCUGGGUCAUAAUUAUAAUAGUUCAGAGAUGAAUCAACCUUUUUAAAUUUGAUUGAGAAAAGCAUAAAAAUCAAAAUGCAUGACGCCUACAUGAUUGACUGGCUGCUCAAGUCGCCAACCCAAGUGCAGUUCGAGUGUGUUACAACGUUUGGUGACAACCUGCUGGUUGGUUCAAAGCAGGGUCAUUUGCUGAUGUAUAGCGUGACAUCAAAACCAGCCGAUCAAAAAAAACUUGACGUUCAAUUGCUAAAGCUGAUUAAAACAUUUUCUAAGAAAGCAAUCAACCAAUUGGCUGUUGUUCCUGAAUUCGAAAUCAUCAUUAGUUUGUCAGAUGGCAUUGUAAAUGUUCACAAUAUGAGAGUGUACAAUUUCCCAGUUGUGUCCUCUCUAGAGAAAACUAAAGGUGCCAGUCUCUUCAGUUUAGAUGUGAAGAAAGUAACGUCUCUUACUGGCAUAACAUCAGUCAUGGUGCGGAUGUGCGUUGUUGUGAAAAGGAAACUGCAGCUGUUCUAUUGGAAAAGAGACAAAUUUUUGGAUUUCCGAGACGACAUCAGUGUGCCCGACAUUCCUAAAGCGGUUGAAUGGUGUGACGAUAAAAUUGUUGUUGGCUUUAAAGGAGAAUACAAGUUGAUUGAUAUUUCAGGGAAGCAAGAAGAAUUAUUUCCCAUAAAACCACAAGAGCCAAGCGUGACAAAAUUGUCAGACAGGACGUUUGCUCUAGGAAAAGACUGCAAGACCAUCUUGAUGAAUACGGUUGGAGAAGCCCUACAAAAUGUUCCUGUCAAGUGGAAAGAACCACCAGAGGCAAUAGCUUUUGAUGACCCAUAUUUUAUUGCCGUGGGAAACGCUAACAUCGAAGUGAAGACGACAGAUGACUUGCUUGUGCAGCAAAUUUCCCUGCCCAAAAGCUCUGCCCGCUUGAUUUGCAGAAACCGGCAAGGCUUUCUGUUUGUUGCCUCUGCUGCGGAAGUUUGGUGCUUGCAUGGUGUGCCUUUGGUUCAGCAGAUCCGACGAGUCCUCGAAGAUAAACAAUUUGAACUUGCUCUCAAACUGACUAACAUAUCUGACGAGACCGAGUAUGAGAAACGUAAAAACGCGCAUGAGAUUCAAACACUGUAUGCGCACGAUCUUUUUGAAAAGAAGCAGUUUGCCAAAUCCAUGAGCGAGUUCAUCAAACUGGGUACCAACCCGUACAAUGUCAUUCAAUUGUACCCUGAGUUGUUGCUGAAACCGGGCUCCGAUUCAAAGGCGAGUGCAAAAAUGAAUGACAGAGACUCGGAAAAGGCUUUACUAGCUCUGAUUGAAUAUUUGACUGAAGUGAGACAAACCAUCAUGGGAAAGACGGAAUGGGUGUCCGAGGAAGUGGACUCUAAAAAGCACAAUCUCAUUCAGAUCAUCGACACCACUCUAUUAAAAUGCUAUCUUCUAACCAACGACGCACUUGUUGCGCCUCUCCUUAGGCUGAAUAGGUGCCACUUGAGAGAGACUGAGACAAUGCUGAAAAAAUUUCAAAAAUACCGAGAGCUCAUUAUUUUGUACCAAACAAAUAAUAUGCACAAGUGUGCCCUUGAUCUGCUCAAAGAACAGUCCCAAAUCCAAGAGUCUCCUCUUCAAGGAGCAGACCACACCAUCUUAUACCUGCAACAGCUUGGUAACAACCACAUUGAUCUGAUCCUGGAGCAUGCUGCCUGGGUUCUUGCUAUGAGUCCAGAAGAGGGGUUCAGAAUAUUUACUGAAGACUUACAGGAGGUCGAACAACUUCCUCGACCAAAGGUGCUUGACUUUCUGCUGCGAGAACAACCAAAUUUGGUAAUUCCUUACCUUGAGCAUGUGAUCAACGUUUGGGACGAGAAAUCAGAUAUUGUCCACAAUGCCCUUGUCUAUCAGUACCGAGCCAAAAUUCAGCAGUUGCUGGCAUCAAACAAUAAUGACGAUGCAAGCGCAUUUAGAGAGAAAUUGAUUACAUUCCUCAAGACUUCUCACCAUUACAACCCACAAGUGGUCAUAGUUCAGUUUCCUGUCGACAGUCUAUUCGACGAGAGGGCAAUUGUUUUGGGUCGGAUGGGCAUGCACGAAAAUGCUAUUUCCAUAUUUUUAAGAACUCUGAACAAUACCAGUAAAGCCAUGGAGUAUUGUGAAAAUGUAUAUCGAUGGAAACAGGAGGGAUAUGAAACGGUCUAUGUUCAACUGCUGAGAAUGAUUAUUGAUCCACCAAGUGAUCCCUUUCAAGAGAUGCUGGGAAUCUCAAAUUCGACUGCAAAGCCUGAUGUGGAGAAGGCAUUGUCGAUUUUACAAAUGCACUCUAAUGAAAUGCCAGUCUUGGGGGCACUGAAUGUACUUCCGGAUAACGUACCUCUGGUCAGGAUGCAGAAGUUUUUGCACUCUAGUUUUCAACACAAGCUAAUGGAGCGAAGGAGAGUGCAAAUUCUCAAAGGUCUCUUACAAGCAGAGCAUUUCCAAGUAUUGAAAAAGAAAAUUGAAAGUCAGUCUGAGGUAAUGCAUCUCACUGAAUUGAAGCUGUGUCCUGUGUGCAAAAAGAGAUUCAGCAACCAAAGUGCUUUUGCACGGUACCCCAAUGGAGAAAUUGUUCACUAUUCGUGUCAAGAGGCAAAGAAGUGAGAAGAUACAAUUUCACGCGUUUUGUGAUAUGUAUGGCUAAUUUUUAUAACGAGUUUGAACUUGUAAAACAAGAUAAAGGGCAAUUACGAUUUAA
Molecule: messenger RNA, 3436 nt
Organism: Neocloeon triangulifer
Lineage: Eukaryota; Metazoa; Arthropoda; Insecta; Ephemeroptera; Baetidae
Product: vam6/Vps39-like protein
Exons: 13
Coding region: 799-3342 (847 amino acids)
Biological process (GO): endosomal vesicle fusion; vesicle-mediated transport; intracellular protein transport
Cellular component (GO): cytoplasm; membrane
Molecular function (GO): protein binding
Source: RefSeq, a predicted model, not a curated record